Geodia barretti is the source of this 585-nucleotide messenger RNA. NCBI's taxonomy places the organism in Eukaryota, Metazoa, Porifera, Demospongiae, Tetractinellida, Geodiidae. The record is from the annotation of a GenBank genome assembly.
AUGGCAGGUGCUUUGAAGGAAGUUGCCUCGGCUGCAGUACAGGCCGCCAAGGGGGCGCUGGGGGAGUUGAGCGACAAGAUAUGGCGGAACCCGGAGCUGGGUUUUCAGGAGUACAAGGCCCACCAGCUCCUGACAGAGUUUCUGGAGGAGAGAGGGUUCAAGGUGGAGCGAGGGUUCUCUGGCUUGGAGACGGCUUUUAGGGCGACUUUCGGAGAGGGACGGCCGAACGUGUGCGUCAUAUGCGAGUAUGACGCUCUGCCGGGCAUUGGCCAUGCGUGUGGACACAACCUGAUAGCUGAGGCUGGGGUGGCUGCAGGGCUGGGGGUGAAGGCUGCCCUGGAGAAGGAGGGAGCACCCACAGGGACCCUGACCGUGAUGGGGACUCCGGCAGAGGAGGGGGGCGGGGGCAAAAUUGUCCUAAUCGACAACAGGGCUUUUUCUGACAUAGAUGUGGCUAUGAUGGUCCACCCUGCCCCUUACUCGGUGGUGAGACCAGGGUUCAUCGCUGUUUCCUGCCACAUUGCCAGUUUCACAGGCAAAGCCUCGCAUGCAGCCACCCACCCCUGGGAGGGAUCAACGCUCUAG